CACCCUGCCGGUCACAUGUCAGGCAUGUGACAAACCAAGAUGGCGUCGACUGUUUUUGUUGUUAUCAUUUGUUGUGCAGUUAUCGGUGUAAGCUACUCUCACGUGUGCCUUGUAAGUCCUGCCCAGAGAGGCUCCCUGCAGGGAAUCAACAAAAAAGGAGCUGACAAUUGUAUUCUUCUGAAACCUCCGUGUGGGGGUAGGGUCAGACAGGCAAACAGAACUGUCGACUUGAGGGUCGGACAGGAAUACGAAGUUGUCUUUCAGAAGAAUCUUGAUCACUGGAAGAAAACAUCGCCUGGAUUCUUUGAGAUACUUCUAGGACAAGAAGGUUCUAAUAAUUACCAUGCUUUUGUGAAAAUACCGGACAAUGGCGAGCCGUCGUUGACCCUGUUUACGCAGACAAUCGUGGUUCCGGCGGUGCAAUGGACGAAUCAAGAUACAAUUCUUCGGGUAAUCUACAAGACUAUGAAUCCAGAUGCACCACCGGCAUUUUACCAGUGUGCAGAUGUGAGAAUUUUGCCACAGAAGUAAAGAAAGGAAUCACCAUGCACGUGACAUUCGGAAACGAAUCAUUUACAUAACAUACAUGUAUGUAAGAUGUCUGUGGUAUUACUAUUAUCGUACUUAUUUCGGUGUACUAAAAUAACAAAUCCUCAGAUUUUAACAGAUAAGCUUGACGAUGACAUUGUGCGCCCAAAUUUAUUGCAAAAGAAUGAUACGUUCCAAAGAAAAUUUAGAAAUAGUGUAUAUACAAACAGUAGUAUGUGAAAUACGAGUUUAUAAUGUAUAAUGAUUUCAACGCGAACGGUGUGGACAUGAAAAUAUCGUUAAAAUGUGUAUGUACAGUAAGUGUUUUCAGAUAAAACAAGGAUGAAACCAUUAUCCCUUAAAUUUAAUGGCUUUAUCUCGCCCAAUCACGCCAUGACUGCUGCAAAACAACAUAUUUGUUAUCUAUAAAUGACAUUCCAUGUUUAAUAAACGGGGUUUUUCAUAUUUUUACUAAUGUGUUUUAUAAAACUUGUAAGAAUUUGAAUUUUGACAUUGUUUAUAUAAUAAGUAUGAGAAGGAAAAAAUGUUUUGAGAAUUACAAUUACUUCUAUUGUCGCGAAUUAACAAAUAAUAUAAGAUUGAUAACUAGAAAAUAUUCAAUCUAUCAUUCAUAAUCAUAAUUACAUUAUAAGACCCUUAGGGUUAGGGUUAUAUAAUAUAUACUUAUAAGAUGUGCCUUUUAUCCAUAUACUUUAUGUACUGUACUUGCGCUAAUCAUAAUUCAUUUCUCAUACAUUAACAUUAAAUGAAAAUCUUUGACGUUAGAUAUAUGGAUUAUAAAUUCCUUUAUUAGAUGUGUCUUGUCUUUAUAUACUAUUUGAGUUAAUCAUAAACGUUUAAAGUGUUUUGCUCGAGGUAUGGAUGACAUUGAUGGCUAUGAUUGAAAUUUAUGCUGAUAAUCGAUUAAUAAAACAUAAUCUAUUGUUUU
Pecten maximus is the source of this 1477-nucleotide messenger RNA. RefSeq lists its product as uncharacterized. The transcript is spliced from 6 exons. The coding region runs from base 40 to 531 and encodes 163 amino acids. The record is from RefSeq and is a predicted model, not a curated record. NCBI's taxonomy places the organism in Eukaryota, Metazoa, Mollusca, Bivalvia, Pectinida, Pectinidae.